UGAUUUGAGCUGGGAGGUAGCGUCGGGACUGCGGAGAAGCUUCUUCAAAAACUAGGGAGACGAAAAGACUUUGACGCACUGUCUGCAAAAACAGGGGGAUCUGGCACAAUGGGUUAUUCAUCCAUUCUUUUGAAAUUGCUGGUUCUGGGUCUUAUCUGCUCUGGGUGCUCUGGAUGUAGUGAAACUCAGUAUCACGCUGCGGAUGGAGCCUGUAAAGAAUGUAAAAGGUGUCCAAAAGGGCAGGAACUCAGCGAGGAGUGUGGCUUUGGCUUCGGAGCAGAGGCCUACUGUGUGGAGUGUAAAGAAGGCUGGUUUAGCAUGGAACAUGGCUCGGAUCCAUGUCGUCGCUGUACACAGUGUUCAGUAGAGAAUCGGGAGGAAAUUGCACCUUGUAAGCCUAUUUCCAACUCCAAAUGUGGCAGAUGCAAAAAAGGUUUUUACGAAGUGAAACGUUCAGAUGGGGAUACCGAGAAGGUUUGCUUCCCCUGCCAAACUGACAGUAGCUACGAGUGUCAAGGUGGUAGAAUUCCAUCAGAUCUCAGAACGUCAACCACAACAGCGCAGAUCCAAGAAAACCUUUCAUCAGAAUCCAGUCGAAUACCAGCUCCACCCAUCUUCAUGAUUGCUGUUGGCUCAGUGUUAUUUACAUUCAUAGUGUUGCUGCUGAUCUCAGCCAUUACCUUCAUCAUGAGAAGGAUCAUUUCAAAUCCUAAAAUUCCUUCUGCUCUGAAGGACACACCUGAAGGUUGCCUUGAAAAACUCACACAAGACCCCAAACAGAAGCUGAUGGCUAAGAAAGACUUGUUCAAAGAGCAAAAAUUUAAAGACUCACCGACCUUAUUCAAGCUACAAAGCUCACCGAAUCUUGAAAAAGAACCUCAGCAUCAUGCAAUUGUAAUAAAUGUCACUACCAACGUUAAAUCACACAGUGAAGAGGAAGAUGAAAUGGAGGAGCUUCCAAAGGAUAAACAGCUAUCAAAAGAGGAGAUGAAGCAGAAACUGGAGGAGAUCAAUGGAUUAGCAAAAGGAAAAAAUCUUGAAAGCCUAGACUAUGACACCUUGCAAGAUAUCUCAUUAUUGGUCAACUCUGGGGGCCGAGGAACACUGAAGCGGCUUGGUCGGGCCCUGUGCAUCCAGAAAGAUAUCCUGAGCAACCUGAACACAUUUGAAGACCUCUUUGAAUAUCUGCGUACCUCGACCUACACCGAUCUGCCGGGGCUUGCUCUUGCAGCAGCAUGCAUCCACCGGUCAGACAUCGUGUCCAAACUACACAAGAGCCUUAUUGCAGGAUCAUAGCAGACCUUACUAAGGAUAUGUUAACUUCAGAUUUUUACAGAGAUAUUAACACCUAUCCAAUACAGCAGCAGGAGACAGCACCUGUUAGUCUGUGCCACCGGUGGGAAUGGCUGUAAGCUGCAACAGGUCAAUCCAGAGAAGCUCUUAUCAGACACGUUACCUCUCUCUGAGACUAAUAGCAGCUGGCUUAUUAUGAUAAGAACUGAGAUUUGUUUUUAGCUUAUAAGCAAUCAUACUAUUUUGUACUCUCUGCAUUAAUCCAAUUUUUAAGUAUGAAUUCCAUUCUUUUAUUAAAGAUAUUUAAAAGCAAAAUAAAUAUUUAUGUUAAA
This is a messenger RNA of Erpetoichthys calabaricus (reedfish), 1625 nucleotides long. RefSeq names its product tumor necrosis factor receptor superfamily member EDAR-like. Lineage: Eukaryota; Metazoa; Chordata; Cladistia; Polypteriformes; Polypteridae. Gene Ontology annotation, cellular component: plasma membrane. Bases 109 to 1296 code for a protein of 395 amino acids. The record is from RefSeq and is a predicted model, not a curated record. Gene Ontology annotation, molecular function: protein binding; signaling receptor activity. Gene Ontology annotation, biological process: positive regulation of canonical NF-kappaB signal transduction; positive regulation of JNK cascade. The transcript is spliced from 11 exons.